CAGUGUCGAGAAAUGUGAGAUCGUAUUUUUGUAUUGGUGGCGUCCCAUCAUGGAUAUUGGGCGCUUUUAUUCUUGCACCAAAUGUCUGAUGUUCACUUUCAACAUUUUCCUCUGGUUCCUGGGAACGGGAGUUCUGACCUUUGGAAUUUGGAGUCGUUUUGAACUAUGGCAGAGCCCGGUCAACAAAGUCAUUUCCACCAUUGCCGGAGUAUACAUGACAGAUUACAUGUAUAUUUUUAUUGGUUGUAUUACGGUCAUUCUUGGAUCUUGCGGAUGUUGCGGAGCUGUCAUGCACAACAAAUUGUUUCUGACAGGGAUAUCUUUAGGAGCACUUGUAACAUCCGCCGCAAUGGUUGGGAUCGGUGUGAACAUUCUGGCACAGAGGGAUAGGGUGAAAGCGUCUAUUGAUGGUUUACUGCAAGAUUAUGUCAGGAAGAUUAACAACCCUCAACAUGAUAAAAUAACCAUUGAUCGACUCCAGAAAACGAUGAACUGCUGUUUUAUCCACCAUGUUGGCAAUUACUCCUCAUGCACACUGGACAACUUAAAUAAGUCUUGUGCUGAUCAGAUGUUUAUCGUCACCUCCCAGAGACACAGGGUUAUAGCUGACGUGGCGAUAGGAUGUGGGUUAGUGAUGGGCUUAGGGAUGAUCAUCUCGAUGUUAUUACUGUGCGUCAUCAGAGAGAUAAGCACGCAUCCAUACACAGAAACCUCCGUACUAUAUGUGUCUCAAGUGUGAAUGGGGGGCACGGGUGCCCCAUUCGUCUAGGGCGCCGCGAUUCGCUGUGCAGAGUUGCGUCCCUUAG
This is a messenger RNA of Haliotis rufescens (red abalone), 806 nucleotides long. Its product is annotated as CD9 antigen-like. NCBI's taxonomy places the organism in Eukaryota, Metazoa, Mollusca, Gastropoda, Lepetellida, Haliotidae. The record is from RefSeq and is a predicted model, not a curated record. The transcript has 8 exons. Gene Ontology annotation, cellular component: membrane. The coding region runs from base 50 to 739 and encodes 229 amino acids.